Leptosia nina is the source of this 243-nucleotide messenger RNA. The record is from the annotation of a GenBank genome assembly. NCBI's taxonomy places the organism in Eukaryota, Metazoa, Arthropoda, Insecta, Lepidoptera, Pieridae.
AUGAAAGUGACGGUGUGCUUUGGUGCUGUACGAGUGUUGGUACCUUGUGGGGCUGGUGACCUUUUGGUGAGGGACCUCGUACGGGAAGCGACGCUCCGGUACAAGAAAGCCACCGGGCAGGUCAGUAAUAGUAACUUUUCGAUAUUGCAACUGACGAAAGCUUUGAAAAUGUCAUGCGAAAUCGACAAAUAUAGAUCUACCCUCCUUAUCAUCAAGGCAUUUGUGAGAUUUAGAAGUGUGUAA